Molecule: messenger RNA, 1124 nt
Organism: Dendronephthya gigantea
Lineage: Eukaryota; Metazoa; Cnidaria; Anthozoa; Malacalcyonacea; Nephtheidae
Product: protein farnesyltransferase/geranylgeranyltransferase type-1 subunit alpha-like
Exons: 7
Coding region: 14-973 (319 amino acids)
Biological process (GO): protein farnesylation; protein geranylgeranylation
Cellular component (GO): protein farnesyltransferase complex; cytoplasm; CAAX-protein geranylgeranyltransferase complex
Molecular function (GO): protein farnesyltransferase activity; CAAX-protein geranylgeranyltransferase activity
Source: RefSeq, a predicted model, not a curated record
AAGAACUAACAAUAUGGCGUCUGACAGUUCUGAAGAAGAAAACGAAAACUGGGUGUUUUACCGUGAUAGGGAGGAAUGGAAGGAUGUGACACCUAUUGAACAAGACGACGGACCUUUUCCAGUUGUUGCAAUUGCUUAUACCGACAAAUUUAAAGAUGUUUAUGACUAUUUCCGUGCAAUAUUAAAGUCUGAGGAAAAGAGCCAAAGAGCCCUGGAUUUAACUGCUGAUGCAGUGGAUUUAAACCCUGCAAAUUAUACCGUUUGGUAUUAUCGAAGACUACUGUUACAGACCCUCAACAAGGAUCUGAAAGAGGAACUGAGUUUUAUAUCAACAGUCAUUGAUCAGCAUCCAAAAAAUUACCAAGUUUGGUACCACAGAAAGGUUGUUGUUGGUUGGCUAAAAGAUCCAUCACUUGAGCUGGCCUUCUCAGCAUCAAUCUUGGAUCUUGAUGCAAAGAAUUAUCACACCUGGCAACACAGACAAUGGGUCAUUAAAGAAUUUAAACUAUGGGAAAAUGAACUAGACUAUGUUAACAAACUGCUUACAGAUGACAUACGAAACAAUUCUGCAUGGAAUCAAAGAUAUUUUGUUAUUACGCAUACAACUGGCUACACUGAAGAAGUUAUGAAAAGGGAAAUUAGUUACCUUAUUCAAGUGAUCAAAGAUGUUCCUAAUAAUGAAAGUGCUUGGAAUUAUCUUACAGGGAUUCUUGAUAAAGGAAAAGCUAGCAGCGAAACUGAGCUACGUGAGACUGUAUUCAGAUGGCUGGAAGAUGGAAUGGAUUCACCAUACUUGCUCAGUUUUAUUAUAGAUAUUUAUGAAGAGGAUCUUGAAAAAGGAUCAGCACCAGCAGGAACACUGACUAAGGCCCAAGAGUUAUGUAAUAUGCUAGCAACAGAUAUUGACAGCAUUAGAAAGGAGUAUUGGAAUUAUGUGUGUCGACGUCUUGGUACAAAAUAUGGACAAAACUGAGAAUAAUUAAUAAUAAUUAUCCAUACAUAACUGGUCUUCUAGAUCCAGUCCUAACAUUUAAUCAGGCAUUCAAGUCUUGUGCAGCUAAAUACCAUUGUAAACCAUGAUUUGUGGAAAUCUAAAACCUUUUGAAGCACAUCUUGAAAUUUUU